AUGCCAGUAGUAACAAGAAGUCGUCGAAUUAAACCCUCUAAUCAAACACACGGGCAGGGCGCCUCACAACAUGUCCCAUUUCCCCAAAAGAAGAAGGAUUCUUCAACCAAGACAAGAGUCGAAAAACAAGACCAUCCUCGUAUAAUACCUCAGCCCUUAGGACUCAGCUUGACCCUCCAACCUGCCAAGUACGGUCUCAUCCAAGAACGAAUCUGUGAUAGUCUGUAUGCCUUAGUAGUCCAGGCCAUUCUAUGGAACCAAACCCGUGGCCAAAUGGCCCGACCGGUGCUGUUCGAGCUGCUCUCAGCCUAUCCUUCUCCAAAAGAACUAUCUGUAGCACCGCUCCAAGACCUAAUCAACAUGCUACAGCCCAUAGGUCUGCAUAGAAUCCGGGCCAUGCGGCUUAUAGCCCUAGCAGACGCCUGGCUUGCUGCGCCUCCAUGCAGACAGCGAAGAUACCGGAGGUUGCACUACCCAGACCGUGGAUGUGGGACGAAUGUCAGGCCAGGAGAGGUAUUAGGACCCGACGACGAGCGAGAGGGUUGGGAAAUUGCUCAUCUGCCGGGCAUGGGUGCGUAUGCACUUGAUAGCUACCGUAUCUUCUAUCGGGAUAGACUACGCGGCACAGAGGGCGUGGUUGGGAUUGAACCAGAAUGGAAAAGGGUAAUACCAACAGACAAGGAACUUAAGCCGUACUUGAGGUGGCGAUGGGAGCAGGAGGGACAGAAACCCCUCACCUCGGCUCAAGCCUAG
Molecule: messenger RNA, 753 nt
Organism: Bipolaris maydis ATCC 48331
Lineage: Eukaryota; Fungi; Ascomycota; Dothideomycetes; Pleosporales; Pleosporaceae
Source: RefSeq, a predicted model, not a curated record